Molecule: messenger RNA, 6904 nt
Organism: Trematomus bernacchii (emerald rockcod)
Lineage: Eukaryota; Metazoa; Chordata; Actinopteri; Perciformes; Nototheniidae
Gene: spred1
Product: sprouty related EVH1 domain containing 1
Exons: 6
Coding region: 907-2322 (471 amino acids)
Biological process (GO): multicellular organism development; negative regulation of MAPK cascade
Cellular component (GO): membrane
Molecular function (GO): protein kinase binding
Source: RefSeq, a predicted model, not a curated record
GAUUGAAGGGAAACUUCUUUUGGGAAGUGCGGGGACUACUUUAGGUCAACUUUGGAAAGAAACACACAGUAUGCACUGCAUAUUGCUAAAAGGGGACGCGGUUGAGUACUAUAUGUGUUUCUCUUUAACUAAAACCAAUAUAUUGUGUGCUAGUUGAGCGUAUUUUAUCGCAAGAGUGUUAUGUUUUUACUACGUCGCGGAAGGAUCUAAUUUUCUCAAGCGAGGGUCGACACAUCCGCCCAGUUUUCCGAUGUUUCAUUCCCCCCGAGUUGAAAAUGGAGUUCGAUUAAAGCAGAUGUCCACCAACUUCUCAAGGAAAUUUCAAGUCUAGGUGCUUUUGCUUUACGCCGUCAGUAUUCAUAUCGAAAACAGUUGAACCCUUUUUUUUGGCUUUGGAUGCCUUUACUGCAAAUUACUCGGACACGUUGACGGAGCAACGCUCCACAGCGCUUUUUCAAGUGUUGUCCUGGAGCCGAAGUUGGCGAAUGGAUGCUCGACAGUCAGCCAUAAAUAACCUGCCAAACGUUACAGCCUGCAACAUUUUUUGAGGAUCUAUUCACAUUUUUUGCAAAGCGGGGAACUGUGCUUGUUGAAGAGGAUGAUCCCGAUGGCUCAUUUGUUGUGGUCGGAUUUUACUUCCAGGGAGGAUAAAAUGAAUCAACGGUUGUCAUUCCUCCUCGCGAUUUAACGUUAGUUCCAGGCAGCGAAGCUAACGUGAAGCUAGCUCCUCUUGGCUUUCUAAGGGACGCUUACACAGGCAUGCCCCAUUCUACAUCCUUUACUUACUAUCCAAAAUAGGGGGUAAUUUCUAUAUGUGACUGAAAAUGGUGAUAUUUGUGGUAUUUUAUCCCGCCGUCACUGCGUCGUCGAUGCUAUUGCUAGGAUUUGGAUCCCCGUGAGGAAAAAAUGAGUGAAGAUUCAACAAAUCCAAACAACGAUGACAGUUAUGCGCGUGUGAGAGCAGUGGUAAUGACUCGGGAUGACUCCAGUGGUGGGUGGCUUCCCCUGGCGGGCGGAGGCCUUAGCUGUGUCACCGUCUAUAAGGUCAGCCGGGCGGAGGACAGCAGCAGCAUCCACAGUGGAGGCAGCGGAGGCAGCAGCAGCAGCAACCUCAGCCCGUGUAGCUCCACUUCUAGUCCUAGCCCCAGUCCCAGCCCCAGCCCCACCGCUGUGGAAUAUCACAUCAAGGGCGAGCGGCUCAAAGACAAAUCGGUGGUGCUGGAGUGUGUCCUGCAGAAAGACGUAAUAUACAACAAGGUCAACCCCAUCUUCCACCACUGGAGGAUCAACAACAAGAAGUUUGGACUGACUUUCCAGAGCCCUGCUGACGCUCGUGCUUUUGACCGGGGCAUACGUCGGGCCAUUGAGGACAUCAACCAAGGAUUUCGGCCGUUUGGGGAAGGGGAUAUUCCUGAGGAUGGACUGCCGGUGUGUGAUGAGCCUCCCUCCUUAUGCACCCCAAUGAAAGAGCCUUUCUCUCCCCUGAACAACGUCGUCUCCACCGAGCCCUUCAGGGGCUGCUACGUCCGCGCCCAACCCUUCGACGAGUUCAACUCCAGCAACCGCCGCUACCUGCCUCCCCAGGUCUGCUUCUGCCCAGCACAAACUCACCCAUCUGCAAAAGUCUCCUUCAAGUCAACUCGUCAUGUCAGUUUUCACAUGGACGAAGAGGAGAUUGUUCGCAUCAACCCACGCAAAGACGUGCUCAUCCGCGGCUAUGAGGACUACCGCCACCCUGUUAUGUGGAAACAGGAGUCCGACCGCGAGGACAUGGACUUCCCCACCGCCUUCCACAAACUAGACAGUAAGAAGUGCGAGUAUCUCUUCCCCGAUGGGCCGUGUGGGGACCCCCACUCUGGCCCCGGCAUGGGCAUUGGAACAGGUAUGGGUCUGGGUCUUGGCAAGGACACAGCCAUCAAGACCCAGCCCUCGCCCCUGCUCAAGUCUAAAAAGGGCCGGCGGCGGCGAGAGGACGGAGAGCGUUCGCGCUGCAUCUACUGUCGGGAAAUGUUCAACCACGAAGACAACUGGCGGGGGCAGUGCCAGGACGCCCCCGACCCCAUCAAGCAGUGCAUCUACAAAGUCAGCUGCAUGCUCUGCGCCGAGAGCAUGCUGUACCACUGCAUGUCCGACUCCGAGGGGGACUUCUCAGACCCCUGCUCAUGUGACACGUCCGACGAGCAGUUCUGCCUGCGCUGGCUGGCCCUGGUGGCGCUGUCCUUCAUCGCGCCCUGCAUGUGCUGCUACCUGCCCCUGCGCGCCUGCCACCACUGUGGGGAGGCCUGCCGCUGCUGCGGGGGAAAGCACAAGGCGGCGGGGUGACCCCACAACGUACUCUGGGACAUCCUCAAAGCUAGCUAACACAGGAAGUGGAUAAAUGCGGAAAAAUAAAAAAGCCGGCAUCCUUUUUUCAUUCCCCUCUCAGACGGGGUGAUGUUGUUGAUCCCCAGCUCUGAGGGCUUUUGGAGAUUUCAGUUUGUGUUUGUCGCCGACAAGCAGCGGUGGAGGACAAACCAAAUGCUUUGUGGGAGCUCUGAGCAUCAAGCUAUGUUCAGGAGCUUAAACUGAGGAGAGGAGCAGCAGGCAACGUCAAGAUUAAUAGACUUGGAGAUGUUACUAAACACACACACAUACACACACACACACACACACACACACACACAUACACAUACACAUACACAUACACACACACAAACCUAUCUCUCACAUUCACACUCAUGCAUUGACAAAGCCAGGCCACAAAUGUCAGGACUCUACUGCAAGAAAUGUGUAACUUUAUGAAGGAAAAAUUGUCUUUUGUACAGAGAGCAAACAACUUAACGACGAAAAAAGAAAACAAAACUAUUCUGCGUUUCAGAAAAAAUACUUGCUGUUUGAGUAUGCUAAAAGGGAUAUGUUCUUGCUUUUUUGUGAAUUUACAGUUGGGUAACAGUGGCCUUUCCUUCAUGGCUUAAGCAUUUGCUGACAAUGUAAUUACUAGACAGAGAAAAGUGCACUAGAAAUGGUUUUCCCCCCCCUGAGUAAAGGUAACCCCCUCAAGUUCUUGUGGUACAUUAACCACCUUUUGUAGUGUAAUUUUAACAUUUAAGAGAUGUUUCUGUGGUGGAUGUAUGGCCAAUUCCUUGUUUUCCUUUCCAUCGAAUGUUGAACAAAUUCAGAAGGUGACAGCUUGUGUCUGAAGGUGCAGCUUGGUAUUGCUUUUGACAUGAAUUAUAAGAUGUUAAAAACGAUUACCUUGCCUUCCCGAGGUGAUUUAGACUAUUUGAUUGCAUUCCAAAAAAAAAGGGAUCGAUUCCAUGAUUAGAAGGGAUAAAAUGGUAAUGACUUUACCAUGCAGAGUUCCCCGAAAUAGUUUUUUCCACAUCAUUUAAAUAGCAUUAAAACAUCUUGAACCGUUUAAAUUUUGAAGCCACGAUUUGAUUUACUCCAAUGAAUUCCAGUUUUAGUCCAGUUAUUUACUGCUGUUGUGAAAUUGGUGUUUUUAUUUCUUACUUGUUAUUUUCCUGCUCAUUUUAUAAUUAUUUUUUAAACAAAGGCUGAAAUGUUGCUCAACCAGCAAGUUUUGUUUCGGUGAGUAAAUGGGUUACAGUGCUCCUUGGUUUAAUGAUGAGGCACUUAAAUUAGGUUAUUCUUUUAUUGGGAAUCCUUUUAGAUUUUAUAAUUAGUCUGUACAUAUAUUUGACUAAUAUAACAUUUAAUUUGCCAUUGGGAAUACUCCUCCUGAAAGCACUGCUCUCCAAGCUUUGGUUGCAGCACCCUCUCCAAAUGUCCAUGUUUGUCCCAUGAAUCCGUUUUUUUUGUUUUCUUUUCAUUUCCCCGCACAUCCUGUGUAAAUGUAGAACUUCUUUGUUCCUCAAAAGUUCACUCCUUCCGUAUGUCUUCAUUUAACAGGAUGAAUGAAUGCAUUGCUUCAGGAAUGCUGAGUAUCUUAGCUAUUAAACAUACAAGUGUUAUGUAUGUGUGUAUGUGUGUGUGUGUGUGUGUGUGUGUAUGUGUGUGCAUAGGUCUACAUAUGCACUGUUGAUCUGGUGUCAUGUCACCUCUGACUUUGUGAUUAAGGCUUUGACUUGUAACCGCGUCCUGUUUCCUGAAGCGUCUAUUUAACAAAGAGACGAUCGAACUGUUAAAGGAAAAGUUUAACAUCCUGGGAAUUUCACUUAUCUGCUUUCUUUACAGAGAAGAUCAAAACUACUCACUAUUGUAACUUUUGUUAAAUUGGAGCUAGCUUAGCCUAGCGUACAACGGGGAAACGGAUAGCCUGGCUCCAUUACAAUGUAUUCAACUCUGCUUUAUAGCACCUUAAAGUUAACCGAUUAACAGGUUAUAUCAUUUGUUUAAUUAGUAUAAACACGAAAGUGUAAAGAUGACAAUUUGGGGUUUUACUGCGGGUCAUGUGUGGGACUAUUUCUUGAACAGGCACUAGACUAAGUCCUGUUGUCACCAUGAGGGUACUGUGCCUGGACAAAGAAUAACUCGCCCAAUUCUCUGUAAAACCUCAAUUGGCCAUUUUUCAAGUAAAAAUAUAUAUAAUCUAUUAUUUAGUGAGCUUUAGCUGUGGCAGUAGGAGGAUUUUGUCACAGUUACCUGUUAAGCUUCCCUAUGCUAAGCGAAGCAGCUUCGUAUUUAAAGACUACAUAUGAAAGUGGUAUCAAUCUUCUCACUGUCUCAACAAGAAAGCACAAUUCCCAAAAUGUCAAACUACAUCUAUAAGAUCCUUUGGGAAACAGGAAGUCUAGUUGUGUUUGAAUCCUAUUUCCCGCCCAAAAGAGAAGAACAUAUUUCAAUUGAACUGGCUUCCUCAACUAACUAAAUGUUGACUCGAACUAGUCCUGAACAACGACAAACUCCCGACAGUUAUAACAGUUCAGCCUGGAUGUCCAGCUGCAAUAACUGAAGAAAUGAUUCCUAACUAAGGCAUUGGCAUGUUUGAAAUUAAUGCUAAUUGUGAUUCACCGCAGUAUUUAACAGCAGAUUUGGCAUGACAUCCAUGUUGCUAACAGAUAUGCAUCUCCUCUCCCUCCUGGCUAAAAUAAUAGUAGUAAUGGCACUUCAGAUUACAGGAGAAACAUAUAUUUUCCUAAUUCCCCCCCCGACCGAUGCUCCCUUUACUUUCUAUGCAAACUUUCUAACGUGGGAAACACAUUGACCUCUCUGCAGACUGAGUCAGUGACGGGAUAGGACACUUUAACGCGAUUAUAGAUGUAGACGACCGACCCCUGGUACCAAACUCCAAACAACCUGUAAAUACUUAACACUAUAUUUAAGUUCUGAUAAUAAUCCCAGCUUUUUUGUCUUUUACAUUUGAAAGAUAGAGCUGUAUUUAUCGUUGCUGUCAGCAUAUACCGUAGCUUCAAUUGACAGCAUUAUGUACAUAGGUCACCUUUUAGUAUUAUUUCACAUUGAAAAGUAGAGGGCGUUUGUGAUGGAAAUGACUAUUGAGCUUCUAAUAGAGUUUCUCUAUAGUUUUGUACGGUAGAAGGAAGGAUAGUGCUAACACGGUACAGUAGUGGCAGUCCACUUGUUUCAAAAAAGUUUGAUAUAUAAAUAUAUAUAUACAUACAUACAUAUAAAGCUGCUAGAUACAAUCACUAAUUUUAUUGUGUUGACAGAGAAAAUCAGCUAUGAACGACUGUUAAACCCUAAUUCUCCAACAGCAUAUAACCAUGACAGUGAGUUUUUAAAUGUUUGAUUGCUCUGUGUGAGUGGACACUUGUGCAUGUGUGUGGGUGCGCGAGUGUUACUAUAAAUGUGCGUUCUUGUGUGCCCACGAGUGUGUGUGUGUGUGUGUGUGUGUGUACUACGUGUGUGUGUUUCCAGUGUGCUGGCUGUGUGCGUGCGGGGUUGGUGUGUAACCAGAUGUUUGGAUGGUUGUCAUAUUCUCCCAUUGUAAUUGGAUUGCCCUGCAUUAUUGCAAGCUGAACCAAGGUUUGAUGAACCUGAUUAAAACUUGCUGGCUGAGAAGCAAAAAUGUAGGACGUGCAUUUAUACAAAGUGUAGAGAAUGCUGAAAUAACACUUCUCAUUCUGCAUUAACCAGCACAGUGCAACUUCCUGUCAUGUACUGUAUUAUAUAUGCAACAUGUGUCUGUCUGCUUUAAUAUAUAUAUUUUUUGACCUGCAUUAUAUAAGACUUCAGUUUUAACCACUUUGCUGCUAGUCUUUUAUCCUCUUUCAAUCUUGGAAAUUGUGCAUAUCUUUGGGAAUGCAUACAAGUGUACAUUCUUGACAUUGUGUAGAUUUAAAAAAAGAAAAAGCUAUAUAAACCUGUUUCUCUUCAGUGUAUUGUUUUAAAAAGGUUACUUUUCACAGCAGUUGAGUGGUUAUGUUUCAAUUCUCCGAUGCUUUGGUGCACUGAUGAUACUAUAUGUAAGCUUUUUUUCAUCUUACAGCGCUUGAUGUAACAUUUAUGUGAUUAGUUCUAAAUAGUGGAAGACAUUUGUGUUUUGAAACUUGCAGUAUAAAUGGUACUACUCUUAACUAUUCUGUAAACACUGCCUGUUUUCUUUUUUUCUUUCUUUCACUCUCUUUGUGCAUAUUUCUUUCCUGUGCAUCUAUUUGUUUCUUAAUGCCAUCGGCUUUCACAUCCUGACAACCUCAAAAAAGUGCCUCACGUCCAUCCUAGUUUCCAUUUUAUAAUUUAACAUCUCUCGUUCUGGUUCUAUUGGUUUCUACACGUCUAGGUAUUUCUUCUCAUGGUUCGAGAAUACCAAGUAUAUGAUUUAUAGUCCCAAUAACUCAUGUCAUAGUUGUAUUUUCUUUAUACAGAUGUAGCUCGUUACUUUUCAUAAAUAUAUAAUGUAAAUAUGCAUACAUAUGUUUGUAACUGUUUUUAUGUUACAUCAUACACUUGUAAUUUGACAUAUCAAAUAACAUUAUCAUAAUAAAAUGGUGAGUUUUAAUCUUUU